UACCACCCCUCCCUACCCCCGAUGCUCGCUGAAAAGCCAGCACAAGACACCGACUCGAUGGACGGGCGCACGCUCACCGUCUCGAGCGAGGCAGGCGACAAGGUCUCCCCUCUCCCACAGCAGCAGCUGCAGCGCACGCGGACACAGGAGGACUUUCCCCAGGACACCAUCAUCGGCCAGCCGGCCCAGCCGACCCCCUCGCGCGUCUUCUCGCGCCUCUCGGCAGUCACGCAGCGCACCGACGUCGAGGUCAAGGAGCCGGACGGCACGGUCGUCACCUUCCCCGAUGGCGGGUGGCGCGCGUGGCUCGUCGUCAUCGGCGGCAUGCACACUUUGUUUGCGACAUUUGGCUUUGUUAACGCAUGGGGCAUCUUCCAGCAGUACUACGAGGCCAACAUGUUCCACGACAAGACGACGUCGCAGAUCGCGUGGAUCGGCUCGCUACAGUACUUCCUCAUCUACCUGCCAGCAGUGUACAUCGGGCGCCUGGUCGACCUGUCCCAGUUCUACUGGCCGUUCUGGACCGCGACAGUCCUGUACGCCGUCAGCAUCUUCCUCACGGCCCAGGUCAAGGAGUACUGGCAGGCCAUGCUGUCGCACGGCGUGCUCUUCGGGCUGUGUGCCGGCGUGCUCUUCUGCCCAGGUAUCGCCGUCGUCCAGCACUGGUUCUUUGAGCGCCGCGCGCUUGCCCUCGGCGCAGUCGCGUGCGCGUCCUCGCUCGGCGGCACAGUCUUCCCCAUCAUGGUCAGCCGGCUGCUCGAAGAAGUCGGUUUCCAGUGGACGAUGCGCAUCUGCGCCUUUGUCCUGCUGUACUGCUGCACCGUCGCCUCGCUCUGCCUGCGUACCCGCCUCCCGCCAAAGGCGGCCCCAGGCGGCGUGUUCAACAUCGCCGCGUUUAAGUCGGCCCCGUACACGCUCUUCACCCUCGGCUGCUUCUUCAUCAUGGCAGGCCUGUACACCCCGCUCUCGUACUUCGACGUCAUGGGCCGCCAGCAGGGCCUCGGCAGCUACUCGACGUACCUCAUCGCCAUCGCCAACGCCUUCUCGCUCCUCGGCCGUGCGGGCCCCGCCAUGAUCGCAGACAGGACGGGCAGCGUCAACAUCCUCAUCCCUGGCCUCCUCGGCUCAGCAGUCACGACGUUCGCCUGGCCCUUCUGCACGACCAAGACGACGCUGACCGUCAUCGCGGCGCUCAACGGUGUUUUCCAGGGCUGCUUCGUUUCACUCGUCGCGCCCGGCGUAGCGUCCCUCGGCUCGGUGGAGGACCUCGGACGCCGCUUCGGCAUGGUCAACACGAUCAUGUCGUUCGGCUCGCUCCUCGGCGCCCCCGUCUCGGGCGCUAUUCUGACAAAAUACGACUUCCACGCCGUGUCAUACUACGCGGGUGCCAUGAUCCUCGCUGGCUUCGCGUGCUUCGUUGCCUCGCGGCAGAUCAACCUCAAGGGCAAGCUCAUCGGCAAGAUGUAG
Messenger RNA from Vanrija pseudolonga, 1467 nucleotides. RefSeq names its product MFS transporter asaE. NCBI's taxonomy places the organism in Eukaryota, Fungi, Basidiomycota, Tremellomycetes, Trichosporonales, Trichosporonaceae. Gene Ontology annotation, molecular function: transmembrane transporter activity. The transcript has 2 exons. Gene Ontology annotation, biological process: transmembrane transport. Gene Ontology annotation, cellular component: membrane. The coding region runs from base 22 to 1467 and encodes 481 amino acids. The record is from RefSeq and is a predicted model, not a curated record.